CUGGAUGAGUACCAGAGACCCAGAGUGCUGCCCUGUCUCCACGUCUUCUGCGAGGCCUGUCUGGAGAAACUGGUGGGGACACAGCUGAGCGCCCCGUGCCCCAACUGCCGCAAGCCCGUCCGUCUCCCCGAAGGGGGCGUGUCAAGCCUCCCCUCCGCCUUCUACAUCCAGCACCUUAUCGAGGUGAGGGAGGUCUUGGAGAAGGUGCGUGACCCGGAGAAGAUGCAGUGCGACAAGUGUGGGGAGGGAGAGGUGCAGGGUUUCUGCCAAGACUGUGGCCAGUUCAUUUGCCAGCCCUGUCUUGACGUGCACAGCCGAUGGAGAGAGUUCAAGACUCACGAUAUUUCUGAUAUAGACGAGGUCAAAGAAACAGCCUUGAAAUUGGUGACUCUCAAGAAAUGUAGCAUGUUGUGCCCCAGGCACCCGGCUGAGCGUAUCAGGAUUUACUGUGAGACAUGCGACGAGUUGUUGUGCCAUGACUGUGCCCUCAAGACCCAUCGCGACCACAACUAUGACCACAUCCAAGAUGUCUUUCCCAAGCACAGAGAUGCCAUCCUUGCUUGCCUCGGUCCCGUCAAAUCUGAACUUGCUAGUGUAGGGAGCACCAUUGCAGGGCUGAAGGCAAGGUCCAGCAGGCUAGACGGACAGGGUUUAAAGGCCAAGGCAAAGGUAGAUGCUGCAGUAGACAAGCUCCAGGCCUUCCUAGAGGCUCGCAGGAGGGAGCUUCACUCACAGAUCGAUGGUAAGGUGUGUCAGGGGAAGAAAGAGCUGGCGGCCCGGCUUGACGGACACGAGUUGAGGCAGGCCCAGCUGAGGAGCUGUGUGGAGUUUGUGGAGGGGAGUCUGCAGAGUGGCACACAAGAGGAGGUGCUGUCGAUGAAGAGACAAGUGGAGGAGAGGGCACGGGAACUUGCAGAUGAGCUCAGACAUCAAAAACUCGAGUUAGGUCCAGAGAAAGCGAUUUGUGUAGUCUGCGCAGAUCUUAGUUCAGCAUUUGAGAAACUAGGACAAGUGCAACUUGCAUCGAAAUUCGAAGGUACUCAUCUAAAGACAAUCAGCGGAGUCAAUCGUCCUAGCCACACUGCCUUUGCCACAAGCGGGGAGAUAGUUGUGUGUGAGUGGAAUGCAAACCGUGUGAGUGUCUUUGGCAGGGACCACACCCACUUGAGGUCGUUUGGCAGGAAGGGGUCAAAGGAAAGUCGACUCGAGGAACCACUGGGAGUAGCAAUCUCACCUGAUAAUACCGUCUUUGUAGCAGCCUGCCAUUGUGUACAGAAAUUCACUCUGGAUGGCGAGCUCAUAGCGUCUGUGGGCUCAGAGGGCAGUGGACCGCUGCAUUUCCACACUCCGUUUGCUAUAGCCCACAGCGAAACCAAUAGCAGAGUCUACGUCUGUGACACAGUCAACAAUCGCGUCACAAUUCUCAACAGCGACCUGUCUCUUUAUGGCAGCUUUGGAAGUAAGGGUCGCGAAGCCGGUGAAUUCAACAUGCCUCAGGGGAUAGCUGUUGAUAGAAAGGGGAACGUACUCGUAGCCGACCAUCUCAACAACAGAGUUCAGAUAUUUGAUGCUAGUGGGUGUUACCACUCGUCCAUAGCUCAUACAGAGCCAGACCAGAAGCUGCAGGGGCCAAUCAGCGUGGCUGUUGGACCUGACGACUGGGUGUAUGUGGUAGAGAACUACUCCAAUCGUGUGUCGCUGUUUGAUGAGUGCUACAAGUACAUCAGGUCGUUUGGCAAGAAGGGGAAGAAUGAUGGAGAGUUUGACGAUCCAUAUGCAGUUGCUGUCAGUCCUGAGGGUCGUGUGUAUGUUAGUGACACGAACAAUGAUCGAAUUCAGGUCUUCAAAUGA
This is a messenger RNA of Geodia barretti, 1851 nucleotides long. NCBI's taxonomy places the organism in Eukaryota, Metazoa, Porifera, Demospongiae, Tetractinellida, Geodiidae. The record is from the annotation of a GenBank genome assembly.